AUGGACACGGAGAUUAAGGAGCGGCGGGCGACGCAGCGACGCGCGAGAGAGGCGCUCGGUCCGAGCGUGGCGCCGGACGAGGUGCGAGAUACCGCGGCGGAGCGGCAGACGGAUAAGAUGAUGAUAGCGAUGAAUAAAAAGUUGAAGAAGCAGCCGGGAGGAGCGACGGAUGUCGUGCGCGGGACGAACAACCCGGAGAGCUUUCCUCAGUUUGUCGAAAACGUCUUCACGGCGGCGUUUUUGGUCAAGGAUGGUAACGCUGGCAUCGUGCCUUCGGCUACGGGCGGUGCGCCGACGCUUUCGCACACGACGCCACCGGCGAGCGGAAACGAUCGUUCGAGUUUCGUGUUGCACAUGGAUAUGGGGAACUGGCGCGCGCUGAACGCGAUGUUGGGCGGCACGGACGGUUGCAUGAUGCCGACGAGAGAGGAUGUGGACGAAGACGUUCUCUACGGCGCGCGCGCGAAAGACGAACGUCACGAAGUCACCCCCAAACGCGAACGCAAGCGCGUUCGCGCCGACGACAACGGCGACACCGCGCUGGGCUUGCACGAUACCACCAAUUACAGAAACGUGCGAGAGUCGUUUUCCGUCUCAACGUAG
Ostreococcus lucimarinus CCE9901 is the source of this 603-nucleotide messenger RNA. RefSeq lists its product with no specific name. The transcript has a single exon. Lineage: Eukaryota; Viridiplantae; Chlorophyta; Mamiellophyceae; Mamiellales; Bathycoccaceae. Bases 1 to 603 code for a protein of 200 amino acids. Gene Ontology annotation, cellular component: nucleus; Smc5-Smc6 complex. The record is from RefSeq and is a predicted model, not a curated record. Gene Ontology annotation, biological process: DNA repair.